Molecule: messenger RNA, 1611 nt
Organism: Colletotrichum graminicola M1.001
Lineage: Eukaryota; Fungi; Ascomycota; Sordariomycetes; Glomerellales; Glomerellaceae
Product: glucosidase II beta subunit-like protein
Exons: 2
Coding region: 1-1611 (536 amino acids)
Biological process (GO): retrograde protein transport, ER to cytosol; endoplasmic reticulum unfolded protein response
Cellular component (GO): endoplasmic reticulum lumen
Source: RefSeq, a predicted model, not a curated record
AUGAUGCGCCGUAUCAAUCUAGUUUUGCUGGCGACAGCCCAGCUGUGCGGGGCUCGUCAUCCCGGCUUCAGCAUCCACGAUGACCUAGCAGCUUAUCCCCAGUACGAGAUAGUCUUUCCGGAAUCCUUCAUAUUGGAGCACGAGGCGCAGGCACUCCUGGACCGCGCGAACCCGCACUCCACGUACUCGGCCGAGUUCUCGACGGCCUCCGACAUCUCGCAGAACAUCAGGGAGGCCGGCGACGCCGACAACGCCGGCAGCGGCACGGCCGCGGAGGUCCUUGAGAAGUACGAGAUCAUGAAGACGCAAAACUCGAGAUACCUCUGCUCGAUACCCGUGCUGGAGCCGCAGACGCCCGAGAACCACACGGCGACGGAGCUUGCGAAGCAAGAGGAGGCGCGGGAGCUGGCCAAGGCGUCGGCGCAUGGUUGGGAGCUCCUAGGCGAGCUGGACGGCAAGUGUCUGUACUUUAUGUCUGGAUGGUGGAGCUACAGCUUUUGCUACAACCGCGACAUUGUCCAGUUCCACGCUCUCCCGACGGUCCCCAACGGGCAGCCGCCGGUCCCCGACCCCCACACGGCCAAGUAUGUCCUCGGCAGGGUGCACAAAUCGCCCAGCCAGCGACAGCCGACACAGGAUGGCGGACAGCAGCAGCAGAAGCAGCAGACGACCAAGUCCGGGGACCCGCCGGCGAACACGGAUCUGCAAAUCAAGGGCGACCAGCGUUACCUGGUCCAGAGGAUGGACGGGGGCACCCUCUGCGACCUGACGGGCCGCGAGCGGACGGUCGAGGUGCAGUACCACUGCGUCCCGGGCAUGAAGGGGGACCGCAUCGGCUGGAUCAAGGAGGUCACGACGUGCGCCUACCUCAUGGUCGUCAACACCCCGCGGCUUUGCAACGACGAAGUCUUCCUGCCGCCGCAGGCCACGAGCGCCAAUGCCAUCAGCUGCCGGCCCAUCCUCCCAUCCGACGACCCCGGCGCGCAGGCCGACUGGCAUCGGCAACGGGCGUUGGGAGCCGAGGAGUUCUCGUCGACGACGACAACGUCGGAGAAGGAGCUGGAUGCCCAGGCCCAGGAGGAGCCGGAGCUGGAGCCGCUGAGGAGGAACCAGCACGACCCCAACGCCAGGGACGGGGCCAAGGGCGUCAACGUGGGCGGCGUCAUCGUGGGGGCGCGCAGGGUGCUCGCUGACGCCGACGAAGAGGGCAAGCCGCCGGCCAAGCUCGCGCCGCCGCGCAGCUACCUCCCGGGGCGCGGCCAGGGACCGCUGGUGGAGAUCAUCGCUAGCGCCAAGAGCAAGGCCGAGGGGGGCACGAUGGAGAUGCUCGACGAGAGCGAGCUCAAGAAGCUGGACCUGAGCCCGGAGCUCGUGGAGGAGAUGCGGGCGGAGCUGGAGCGCAUCGCCGGCGAUAAGGGCUGGAAGCUCGAGGUCGUCGAGCAGCCGGGCGACCCCAGGGAGAUCCGGGGCGUCGUGGACCACGGCCCCGGGGGGCAGCAUGGGGAGGAGGAGGACGGCGCCGCCGCCAAGGGGAAGAGGAAGGCGAAGGACGCGGCGGAGGGCGAGGGGCAGGAGGGUAGCGAGGAGCAUUUCUUCAAGGAGGAGCUUUGA